Molecule: messenger RNA, 1463 nt
Organism: Thamnophis elegans (Western terrestrial garter snake)
Lineage: Eukaryota; Metazoa; Chordata; Lepidosauria; Squamata; Natricidae
Product: nascent polypeptide-associated complex subunit alpha, muscle-specific form-like
Exons: 2
Coding region: 16-1416 (466 amino acids)
Source: RefSeq, a predicted model, not a curated record
CUCGGCUCCAGGGGUAUGCAAGAGAACACAGAAUCAUGGAAAGGACUUUGUGACCCUACAGAACUCCAGGCAAACGGUUACCCAAUCUCUUCUUUUGAAACCUCCAGUGAUGAAAUAUAUACUUUUCUCGGGUUUAGGUCAAAAGGGGCAGCCAUAAAAAAAAAGGGUCGUAAGUCCACGGCCAAAGCUGCUGUGAGUAAUACCACAACGCCCACACAACCAUCAAAUAAGGAGAAACUCCAUGCCCACGAACUAUUCAGCGGCUGCUUUAUAAAUCCUGGAAGGCUUCUCCUUCCUCAAUUCACAUCUCUCUCUGAGCUCCUGAAGACUCCUCCCAUCGGAUCUCCCAGUCAAGGUUCCUUGAAGUCCUCCAGGAUGAACUUCCAGAAUCCGCAGUGCAAUCCAAACUCCUUUUUCCCCCCACCUCAGCAGUGGUAUGCCCCACCUCAGCAGUGGUGCGCCCCACCUCAGCCAUCGGGGGUCCCACCUCAGCCGUCAGGCGCCCCCCCUCAGCAGUGGUGCACCCCACCUCAGCAGUGGUGCGCCCCACCUCUGCAGUGGUGUGCCCCACCUCAGCAGUGGUGCGCCCCACCUCAGCAGUGGUGCGCCCCACCUCAGAGGUCAGGCGCCCCACCUCAGAGGUCAGGCGCCCCACCUCAGCCAUCCAGCGUCCCUCCUCCGCCAUCUGGCGUCCCUCCUCAGCCGUCGGGUGUGCCACCUCAGCCGUCAGGCGCCCCACCUCAGCAGUGGUGUGCCCCACCUCAGCCGUCAGGCGCCCCACCUCAGCAGUGGUGCGCCCCACCUCAACAGUGGUGUGCCACACAUCAGCAGUGGUGCACCCCACCUCAACAGUGGUGCGCCACACAUCAGCAGUGGUGCGCCACACAUCAGCAGUGGUGCACCCCACCUCAGACGUCCGGCGCCCCACCUCAGACGUCCGGCACCCCACCGCAGACAUCCGGUGCCCCACCGCAGACAUCCGGCGCCCCACCGCAGACAUCCGGCGCCCCACCGCAGACAUCCGGCGCCCCACCUCAGACGUCCGGCGCCCCACCUCAGAGGUCAGGCACUACACCUCAGCCGUCAGGUGCCCCUCCUCAGCCAUCUGGAGUCUCUCCUCAGGCGUCGGCUGCCACACCUCAGCUGUUGGGCGCCCCUCUUCAGCCAUCUGGCGCCCCACCUCAGACGUCGGGCAUCCCUCCUCAGCCAUCAGCCGUCCCUCCUCAGCCAUCGGGUACCACGCCUCCACCAUCGGGCACCACGCCUCAGACGUCGGGCGCCACUCCUCAGACGUCGGGCGCCACGCCUCAGACAUCGGGCGCCACUCCUCAGACGUCGGGCGCCACGCCUCAGACAUCGGGCGCCACGCCUCAGCAGUUGGGUGCCACGCCUCAGCGGUCGGGCACCAAGCAGUGAUAUCCCAGGGAGCAGGUUUAAAAUCCAAGAUGCUGUUAAAGAAGCUG